CAGGCAGGGUCCUUUGGAGCCGCCAGCUCUUCAGGAAGGUUGAAGCUCCGAUGUUGAUCCUGAAGAAGAAGCUUGACUUCCUGAAGGGACCAGAGAUGACAAAAGUCACCCGGAGCUACAACCAGCUGGCUGUGGUGUUGCUGCAGUACGAGGUGCUGCACCUGCAGGGGUGGAGUCAGGCUGCAGAGAGUGCGCCACGCUGCCUGAGCGCCGCCCUGCUGGUCUGGCAUGAAGACAGCAAGGAGGUCUCGGUGAACCUGGACCCUGUGGUGCUGGAGGUGCUGCAGGAAGCUCGGUGGAUAACCAAACUGGGCGUGAACGUGCCAAAGGUCAUCCAGAAGAUGACCUCCAGGGAAUCAGAGCUCAGAGAUUUGUACAGCCGACUGCUGGAGAUGCUCCAGGACUACAGCUCUGUGGUGGGCAGGGUCCCACCUCUCCUCCUCCCCCUCAUGCAGCCCUUCAUUGGCCGUGUGGAGGCAGCUCUCUCCCCUGGACUCACCUCACUGUCCUGGACUGCCCUCAACACUGAGCGGUUCCUGCAGAAUGUGUAUGUGGCUCUCAAAGACGUGGACCUGGUGGCCAAAAUGGCGACAGACCUGUUGGACUGUCGCAUCGGCCGGCUGCUUGGGGCCAUGUCGUCCUGCUGUCUGCUGGUCCUUCCUGAAGACUCGUCUGUGUCGGCGCAGGACCUCCUGCUACAGACAGGAAGCUUGGUCCAAGCUGCUGCUGUCACCCUGAGCUGGCAGAGUCAGCAGGUGGAGAGAUACGUGUACGAACUGAUCGAGGAGCUGAAGAGGAAGAUGAAGACUGUGGAGACUGUUAACCUCGAGGGGUCUUUUAAGUGUCUCCAUCCAGACUCCAAACAGAAGACUCGCUGUCUGUCGUGUCUCCCUUGUCGUUUCUACAACCUGAUUGGUCAGCUCUGUUACCGCAGCACUGAAGCUCUGGUCAAAGCCACCAGAUCCUCCCUGGAGGCCCUGAGGAGGAGACUUCAUGUGUCCAAAAAACAGCCACACUUUUCCUCCUUGGUGUCUUCCUCCAGCGGUGCCCAGCCAGCUCCUCCUCCACCUCUCCUCACAACCUCCAUCCAGCUUGCAAUCCCCAACAUGGUCCUCAGACCCAGUCUGGAUGACAUUCAGUCUGUGGUGAAUAAGCUGGUGGGCGUCGUGCUGUCUGUGACCAAAGACGUCCCUCUGUGGACUUACUCUCACCUGCAGUACAAACAGCAGCAGGCGGAGCAGGCGGCGGGUCGUAGCGGAGGAGAGGACGUGGCAGUGAAGCCAGCGGUGCUGCGAGCGCUGGACAAACAGCUGGCUGAACACAAAGACAUCAGCAGGUUGGUGAUGCAGCUCAGCUCCAUCGUGUCACACCUGAAAGCUCAGGCUGCUGAAACCCUGAAUGACCUCGGCCACUUCUCCACCCUGUGGAACCAGGACCCAGAGGAGCAGGUGCAGGCCUUCCUGCAGUCCGACCCCUCCCUGACGGAGUUCAGCGCUCAGAUCUGCUUCUACUCUAGGCUGGAGGAGCAGAUUUCGGAGCUCCCUGCGUUUUACACAGCGGGUUCGAUCCUGUUGGACACCGACCAGCUGAAGCGUUCGCUCACUCACGAGUGUCGCUCCUGGAAACGAGCUUUCGGCGCCGCUCUGAACCGCCGAGCAUCCGCCGACAUGAACGACAUCCUGUCGUUCGUGGACGCGCUCACGAAGCGUCUGCAGCGUCCAAUCUCAGACCUGGAUGAUGUCAGAGCAGCCAUGGCUGCACUCAGAGAGGUUCGGGAGGCGGAGUUUCGCAUCGACGCCACCAUCGGGCCGCUGGAGGAAUCCUUCUCCCUGCUCAACAGACACGAGCUGCUCUACGGUGACGGGAACGGCGAGCGCGUGGACGGCCUGAUGUACGCCUGGAAAAACCUCAGUGACCUGGUGGUGCAGACCCAGAACACUCUGGUGCAGAUUCAGCCCAGCAUGAAGACAGACCUGCUGUCUGCAGUGCAGAGCCUCCAGAGCCAGGCUCAGAGCUUCUGCACCGACUACAACCAAAGGGGCCCGGGGGUGGAGGGCGUGGCCCCGGCUGAAGCCAGCGAGCGGCUGCAGAGUUUUCAGGCCGAGUUCGAUCAGCUGUGGAGGAAGUACACCACCUGCUCAGGUGGAGAAGAGCUGUUCGGGCUGCCUGUGAACGAGUAUCCGGAGCUGCAGAGGAUCCGGAGGGAGCUCUCCCUGCUGUCCAAACUCUACAGUCUGUACAGCUCGGUCACCGACAGCGUCGCCGGCUACUACGACAUCCUGUGGGCCGACCUCAACAUCGAGAAGAUCAGCGUGGAGCUGCAGGACUUCCAGAACAGGAUCAGGAAGCUCCCAAAGGCCCUGAAGGAGUGGCAGGCCUUCAGAGAUCUGAAGAAAACCAUCGAUGACUUCACAGAGAUGUGUCCUCUGCUCUACAUGAUGGCCAACAAGGCGAUGCUGCACAGACACUGGACUCGUCUCAGCGAUGUGACCGGUCACAGCUUCCAGGUGGACUCUGACAGUUUGUGCCUGAGAAACAUUAUAGAGGCUCCGCUGCUGAAACACAGAGAGGACAUCGAGGACGUUUGCAUCAGCGCGGUGAAGGAGCGCGACAUCGAGGCCAAGCUGAAGGACGUGGUGGCCGAGUGGAGCAGCCACACGCUCAGCUUCGCCACCUUCAGGAGCAGAGGAGAACUGCUGCUGAAAGGAGCCGAGACCGCAGAGAAAAUCUCCAUGAUGGAGGACAGCCUGAUGGUGCUGACGUCCCUGCUGAGCAACAGGUACAACGCUCCGUUCAAGCCCUCCAUCCAGCUGUGGGUCCAGAAACUCUCCAACACCUCAGAGAUCAUCGAGAAGUGGCUGUCGGUUCAAAACCUCUGGAUCUACCUUGAAGCGGUGUUUGUGGGUGGAGACAUCGCCAAGCAGCUGCCUCAGGAGGCCAAACGUUUCCAGAACAUCGACAAGUCGUGGCUGAGGAUCAUGCAGCGAGCGCACGAGGUUCCCAACGUGGUGCAGUGCAGCGUGGGAGACGAGAUGCUCAGCCAGCUGCUCCCUCACCUGCUGGAGCAGUUGGAGCUCUGUCAGAAGUCUCUGUCCGGUUACCUGGAGAAGAAACGGUUGGUGUUCCCUCGUUUUUUCUUCGUGUCCGACCCCGCCCUGCUGGAGAUUCUGGGCCAAGCCUCUGACUCACACACUAUACAGGCUCAUCUGCUCAGUCUGUUCGAUAACGUUAACAGAGUUGUUUUCAAUGAGAAAAUCUACGACCAGAUGAUCAGUUUCCAGUCUCAAGAAGGAGAAACUGUGGAGCUGAGGCAGCCAGUCCUGGCACAGGGGAAUGUGGAGGUGUGGUUAGGAGAGCUGCUAGCUGGGGUGAGGGGAACCCUCCAUGCUAUCAUCCGUCAGGCUUACCUGGCCAUCUGUGACUCCGCCUUUAAGCUUCUGGAGUUCCAGUCGGCGUUCCCGGCUCAGAUUGGCCUGCUAGGAAUCCAGAUGAUCUGGACUAGAGAUGCAGAAGAAGCACUCGUCCUCAGCAAGUCUGACAAGAAGAUCAUGCAAACGACCAAUCAGAAGUUCCUGAACCUCCUCAAUGAGCUCAUCGACAUGACGACUCGAGAGCUGAGCAGGAACGAGAGGACCAAAUAUGAGACGCUGAUCACCAUCCACGUCCACCAGAGAGACCUUUUCGAUGAUCUGGUGAGGAUGAACGUGCGGUCGGCUUCAGACUUUGAAUGGCAGAAACAGUCGAGGUUUUACUUCCUGGAGGAGACGGACAGAUGUGUCAUCCAGAUCACAGAUGUGGAGUUCAGUUACUGUAAUGAAUACCUGGGCUGCACAGACAGGCUGGUCAUCACCCCGCUGACAGACAGGUGUUACAUCACUCUGUCCCAGGCUCUGGGGAUGAGUAUGGGCGGAGCUCCGGCCGGACCAGCAGGAACAGGUAAAACGGAGACCACUAAAGACAUGGGUCGCUGUCUGGGGAAGUAUGUGGUGGUCUUUAACUGUUCGGACCAGAUGGACUACAGAGGACUGGGACGCAUCUACAAAGGUCUGGCUCAGUCCGGAGCCUGGGGCUGCUUCGAUGAGUUUAACCGCAUCGAGCUGCCGGUGCUUUCUGUCGCCGCCCAGCAGAUCUACAUCGUGCUGCAGUGUAAGAAGAACAAGAAGAAGCAGUUCGUCUUCACCGACGGAGAUGUGGUCGACAUGGAUCCCGAGUUCGGCAUCUUCCUCACCAUGAAUCCCGGUUACGCCGGCCGUCAGGAGCUGCCUGAAAACCUGAAGAUUCAGUUCCGCACGGUAGCCAUGAUGGUCCCGGACCGAGCCAUCAUCAUGAGGGUUAAAUUGGCCAGUGCUGGUUUCCGUGACAACCAGGUCCUAAGCAGGAAGUUCUACACCCUCUACAAACUGUGUGAGGAGCAGCUGUCCAAACAGGUCCAUUAUGAUUUCGGUCUGAGGAACAUUUUGUCGGUUUUGAGGACGUUGGGAGCUGUGAAGCGAUCUAACCCGUCAGAACCAGAGAAGACCGUGGUGAUGAGGGUCCUGAGGGACAUGAACCUCUCCAAACUGGUGGACGAGGACGAGCCUCUGUUUAUGAGUCUGAUCAAUGACCUGUUUCCUGGCAUUGUUCUGGAUAAAGCCGGUUAUCCAGACUUGGAGUUGGCCAUCUUUAAUCAGGCUCAGCAGGCCGGUCUGAUCCCUCACCAGCCCUGGAUCCUCAAACUGGUCCAGCUCUAUGAGACGCAGAGAGUCCGACAUGGUAUGAUGACGCUGGGUCCGAGCGGUGCUGGGAAGACGGCGUGCGUCCACACGCUGAUGAAGGCCAUGUCUGAGUGCGGCUCGCCCCACCGAGAGAUGAGGAUGAACCCGAAAGCCAUCACAGCCUCGCAGAUGUUCGGCAUGCUGGACGUGACCACCAACGACUGGACGGACGGCAUUUUCUCCACACUGUGGAGGAAAACUCUGAAAGGCAAAAAGGGGGAAUACAUCUGGAUUGUGCUGGAUGGUCCGGUUGAUGCCAUCUGGAUCGAGAAUCUGAACUCUGUUUUAGACGACAACAAAACUCUGACGCUGGCGAAUGGCGAUCGAAUCCCCAUGGCUCCCUGCUGCAAGAUUGUCUUUGAGCCCCACAACAUCGACAACGCCUCCCCAGCCACCGUGUCCAGGAACGGGAUGGUGUUCAUGAGCUCGUCAGUGCUCAGCUGGAGGCCCGUCCUGCAGGCCUGGUUACAGAAACUAGCAGAGCAGCAGGCCAGCGCUCUGAAACACUGCUUCGACUGCUGCUACCAGGACUUGUUGGACUUUGUCUUCACUGCUGUGUCCGCUAAGAUGCAGGUGCUGGAGUGUAUGUACAUCAAACAGACUAUUGACCUGCUGCAGGGUUUGCUCCCAGCAGCGCAGGACAAACAGGGUGGCCAUGAUCAUGUGGGACGCAUGUUUGUCUUUGCGGUCAUGUGGUCUCUGGGUGCACUGCUGGAGCUGGAUGACAGAGCCAAGAUGGAGGCCUUCCUGAAGGCCCACAGCUCAUCUCUGGACCUGCCACCCACUCUGGACAACCAGACCAUGUUUGAGUUCACCGUCAGUGAGCAGGGAGACUGGGAGCACUGGUCCAACAAGGUCCCAGAGUAUGUCUACCCCAAAGACCACGUCCCUGACUACUCGUCCAUCCUGGUUCCCAACGUAGACAACGUGAGGACGGACUUCCUGAUGCAGACCAUCAUGAAGCAGAGGAAGGCCGUGCUGCUGAUCGGAGAGCAAGGAACAGCCAAGACCGUCAUGAUUAAAGGCUACACUGGAAAGCUCGACCCAGAGCUCCACCUCAGUAAGACGGUGAACUUCUCUUCGGCCACGCUGCCCGGCAUGUUCCAGAGGACGCUCGAGAGCUACAUCGACAAACGCAUGGGCACCACCUACGGGCCGCCGGCCGGACGCAGGAUGACCGUCUUCAUAGACGACAUCAACAUGCCCGUAAUCAACGAAUGGGGCGACCAGAUAACCAAUGAGAUUGUGCGUCAGCUGAUGGAGCAGGGAGGUUUCUACAGCCUGGAUCGUCCAGGAGAGUUCAUCACUGUGGUGGAUGUUCAGCUGGUGGCAGCCAUGAUUCACCCCGGCGGCGGUCGGAACGACAUCCCUCAGCGUCUAAAGCGCCAGUUCUCCAUCUUUAACUGCACGCUGCCCUCCAACUCCUCCAUCGAUAAGAUCUUUGGCACUGUGGCUCAGGGCUACUUCUGCCCAGAGAGAGGCUUCCCCGGCCCGGUGUGCCAGCUCGCCGCCGCCCUCGUCCCCACCACCAGGCGGGUGUGGCAGGCCGUGAAGGCGAAGAUGUUACCGUCUCCUGCAAAGUUUCACUACAUCUUCAACCUGCGUGACCUCAGCAGAAUCUGGCAGGGGAUCCUCACGGUGAAGUCAGAGGUGUGUCAGAGCUCUGAGCUCCUCUCCGCUCUCUUCCAUCACGAGUGCUGCAGAGCGAUCGCCGAUCGAUUCGUCGACAGCGGCGACAGACGAGCGUUCGGCAGCAUCGUGGAGGCGGUCACAGUGGAGGAUCAUGGGAGAGCUCUGACUGAGCAUGCUCAGUGGAACAGCUGCUUUGUGGACUUCCUGCGUGAAGCCCCGGAGGCGACGGGAGAUGAACCUGAAGACGCUGAGCUGGAGGCUCCGAAGGUGUACGAGCCAAUCCCAUCGCUGGACCUUCUGGCAGAGCGGCUGUCGGCUUUUCAGCAGCAGUACAACGAGGCGGUGAGAGGCGGAGCCAUGGAUCUGGUCUUCUUCAAGGACGCGAUGAUCCACCUGAUGAGGAUCUCACGCAUCCUGAGGACGCCACAAGGAAACGCCCUGCUGGUCGGGGUGGGCGGGUCGGGGAAGCAGAGCCUGACGAGGCUCGCGUCAUUCAUCGCAGGAUACCAAACCUUCCAGAUCACACUGAGCAGGUCGUACGGCAGCAGUAACCUGCUGGAGGAUCUGAAGUCUCUGUAUCGGAUCGCCGGUCAGCGCGGGAAAGGCGUCACCUUCCUGUUCAGCGACAAUGACAUCAAAGAAGAAGCCUUCCUGGAAUACAUGAACAACGUCCUGGCGAGCGGUGAAGUUUCCAACCUGUUUGCUCGAGACGAGCUGGAUGACAUCACUCAGGACCUGAUUCCCGUGAUGAAGCGCCAGCAUCCUCGCCGCCCGCCAACGCCUGAGAACCUCUACGACUUUUUCCUGUCCCGCGUGCGGAGCAACCUCCACGUGGUCCUCUGUUUCUCGCCUGUCGGGGAGAAGUUCCGCUCUCGUGCCUUAAAGUUCCCAGGUCUGAUUUCCGGCUGCACAGUGGACUGGUUCCAGCGUUGGCCUCAGGACGCCCUCAUCGCUGUAUCGCAUCACUUCCUGUCUCAGUACCAGGACCUCCGCUGCUCAGAGGACGUCAAGCAAAGCAUUGUGGUUACCAUGGGAACCUUCCAGGACCUGGUGGCAGAGAAGUGUGGCGAGUAUUUCGAGCGUUUCCGCCGCCUGACGUUUGUGACGCCAAAGUCCUACCUGUCCUUCAUCGACAGCUACAAGCUGGUCUACACGGAGAAGAUCGCUCACGUCGGCACGCUGGCCGAGCGCAUGCAGACAGGUCUCUGUAAACUGAUGGAGGCGGAGCAGUCGGUGUCUCAGCUCUCUGAGGAGCUGCUGGUGAAGGAGAAGGAGCUCGCCGUCGCCUCCCAGAGGGCAGACCAGGUCCUGCAGGAGGUCACGGCCAAAGCUCAGGCUGCCGAAAAGGUGAAGCAGCAGGUGCAGAAGGUGAAGGAUAAAGCUCAGCUCAUCGUGGACGAGAUCGAAGCCGAUAAAAUGGCAGCAGAGUCCAAACUGGAGGCUGCGAAACCGGCUCUGCAGGCUGCUGAGGCUGCCCUACAGACCAUCAAACCAGCAGACAUCUCCACGGUGAGGAAGCUGCAGAAGCCUCCUCAUCUCAUCAUGAGGAUCAUGGACGCCGUGCUGCUGCUGUUCCAGAGAAAGGUCGACGCCGUGACCUCUGACCCCGAACGACCUUGUCCCAGACCGUCGUGGGCCGAGGCGAUGAAGCUGAUGCAGAACUCGGCCUUCCUCAGCACCCUGCUCAACUUCAGCAAGGACUCCAUCACAGAGGAGGUGGUGGAGCUGCUCGCUCCUUACCUCCACAUGGACGACUACAACAUGGAGACGGCCAAGAGGAUCUGUGGAAACGUGGCGGGGCUCUGCUCCUGGGCUCAGGCCAUGGUCGACUUCUUCAGCAUCAACAAGGAGGUUCUUCCUCUGAAGGCUAACCUGGCCAUGCAGGAGGCCCGUCUGCUGGUGGCUCAGGCUGAACUCACUAAGGCUCAGGAACAGCUGGAUGCUAAACAGCUGGAGCUGGACGCGGUGCAGGCGCUUUACGACGCUGCCAUGAAGGAGAAGCAGGACCUGGAGGAUGACGCCCAGUCCUGCCGCCGGAAGAUGGCCAACGCUCGCGCUCUGAUCGACGGCCUGGGAGGAGAAAAGGUCCGUUGGACCGACAGCAGCGCGGGGUUUCAGACUCAGAUCAAACACCUGGUGGGGGACGUCCUUCUGGCCACAGGCUUCCUGUCCUACGCCGGCCCCUUUAACCAGGAGUACCGCAGCCUGCUGCUGACGCUGUGGAGGAAAGAGAUGGAGGAGAAGCUCCUCCCCUUCAGUCCCGAGCUGAACGUGAUUGGUCUGCUGGUGGACAACGCCACAGUGAGCGAGUGGAACCUGCAGGGUUUACCCAGCGACGACCUGUCCAUCCAGAACGGCAUCGUGGUGACGAAGGCGUCCCGCUACCCGCUGCUGAUAGACCCCCAGGGCCAGGGCAAGACCUGGAUCCAGAACAGAGAGCGAGACCAGCAGCUGCAGGUGACGUCUUUGAACCACAAAUACUUCCGUUCCCACCUGGAGGACAGCCUGUCUCUUGGGCGCCCCCUGCUGCUGGAGGAUGUUGGUGAGGAACUGGACCCUGUCCUGGACAACAUACUGGACAAAAACUACAUCAAGUCUGGCUCCACUUACAAGGUGAAGGUUGGAGACAAGGAGGUGGAUGUAAUGAAGGGCUUCACGCUCUACAUCACCACCAAGAUGGCCAACCCAGCAUACAGCCCUGAGGUCAGCGCCAGGACGGCCGUGGUGGACUUCACCGUCACUCAGAGAGGCCUGGAGGACCAGCUGCUGGGACGGGUCAUCCUGCUGGAGAAGCAGGAGAUGGAGGCAGAGCGAGUGAAGCUCCUGGAGGAGGUGACGUCCAACAAGAGGAAGAUGCAGGAGCUGGAGGACAGCCUGCUGUUCAGGCUCACCAGCACACAGGGCUCGCUGGUGGAGGACCAGUCUCUGAUCGAGGUGCUGAGCGUCACCAAGAUCACCGCUCAGGAGGUAAGUGAGAAGCUGACGGUUGCCGCGGAGACAGAGGUGAAGAUUAACCAGGCCAGGGAGGAGUACCGGCCAGUGGCCACCAGGGGGAGCAUCCUCUACUUCCUGAUUGUGGAGAUGUCGCUGGUGAACGUCAUGUACCAGACGUCGCUGUGGCAGUUCCUCGGGCUUUUUGAUUCGUCCAUGCAGAACUCGGCCAGGUCGCAGGUCACCUCCAAACGCAUUAGCAACAUCAUCAGCUUCCUCACUUACCAGGUGUACCGUUACACAGCCAGAGGUCUGUACGAGGAACACAAGCUGCUCUUCACUCUGCUGUUGGCUCUAAAGAUUGACCUGCAGGCCCGAAUCAUCUCGCACGUGGAGGUGCUCACCUUCAUCAAAGGUGGAGCCUCUCUGGACCUGAACUCUGUAGAAUCGAAGCCACGGCGCUGGAUCCUGGACCAGACCUGGCUGAACCUGGUGCAGCUGUCCAGCCUGCCUGCGUUCUUCCAGAUUCUGAACCAGGUGAACCAGAACGAGCGCGCCUGGAAAGCGUGGUUCGACCAUCCAGCGCCAGAAGACGCCCCGCUGCCCGAUGGCUACGAGGAGAAGCUCGACACCUUCCGGAAGCUUCUGCUCAUCCGGAGCUGGUGCCCCGACCGGACCAUCGCUCAGUACGCCGAAGGCACGGUCCUGGACUUGGACACCAUGUUGGCAGAGAGCAACAACCGAACGCCGAUGGUGUGUCUGCUGUCGAUGGGCUCCGACCCGACUGAGAACAUCGAGAGAUUAGCCAAGAAUAAGGGGGCGCCGUGCCAUCCCAUCUCCAUGGGUCAGGGCCAAGAGGUUCACGCUCGCAGGCUAUUGGCCAACAGCAUGCUGGACGGCGGCUGGCUCCUCCUCCAGAACUGCCACCUGGGACUGGACUUCCUGGAUGAGCUGCUGGAGACGGUCACAUCAGCCGUGCCGGAGAGCGUGCACAAAGAUUUCCGAGUGUGGCUGACGACCGACGUGCACCCCAGGUUCCCCAUCACCUUCCUUCAGUCCUCCAUCAAGUUCACCAAUGAACCUCCUCUUGGCAUGAAAGCCGGUCUGAAGAGGACUUUUAAUGGUGUCACUCAGGACCAGCUAGAGAUCAGCAACCUGCCUCAGUGGAAGCCUCUGCUGUACGCUGUGGCCUUCCUCCACACCACCGUGCAGGAGCGUCGUAAGUUCGGUCCGCUCGGCUGGAACAUCCCCUACGAGUUCAACCAGGCAGAUUUUACCUCCAGCAUCCAGUUUGUGCAGAACCACUUGGACAACCUGGACGUGAAGAGAGGCGUGAACUGGAGCUGUCUGCGCUACAUGCUCGGUGAAGUCCAGUAUGGCGGUCGGGUGACGGAUGACUUGGACAAACGGCUCCUCAACACGUUCACGAGUGUCUGGUUCAGUGAGAGCACCUUCAGUGAAGCUUUCUGCUUCUUUAAGGGCUACAGCAUCCCUGCCAAGGCCAAGAGCAUCCAGGAGGUCCUGCAGCACAUCGAGGGGCUGCCGCUGGUCGACUCACCGGAGGUGUUUGGACUCCACCCCAACGCUGACAUCACCUACCAGACCAACCUGGCGAAUGACACGCUGAGCACCAUAAUCAACAUCCAACCGAAGGACACCGGAGGCGGGGCCGGGGAGACCAGGGAGGCCAGCGUGCAGAGACUAGCCAAUGAGAUGCUGGAGAAGCUGCCACCUGACUACAUCCCACAUGAGGUCAAAGGUCAACUCCAGAAGAUGGGUCCUCUUCAGCCAAUGAACAUCUUCCUCCGACAGGAGUUGGACCGAAUGCAGCGUGUCAUCAGCAGCGUACGGAGCACGCUCACUGACCUCAGACUGGCCAUCGAUGGGACCAUCAUCAUGUCUGAAGACCUGCGCGACGCCCUCGACAGCAUGUUCGAUGCUCGGAUCCCGCGCCUGUGGCUGAGGCUCAGCUGGCCGUCGGCCACGCUCGGCUUCUGGUUCAGCGAGCUGCUGGAGAGGAACCAGCAGCUCAGCGCGUGGAUCAGCGCCGGCCGGCCCAACCAGUUCUGGCUCACCGGCUUCUUCAACCCGCAGGGUUUCCUGACCGCCAUGCGCCAGGAGACGACACGCUCCAACCUGUCCAGGGGCUGGGCCUUGGACACGGUCACCCUUAGCAACGAUGUCACCAAGAUGAUGAGGGAGGACGUCUCAGCUCCGCCCCCUGAAGAUGUGGGUGGAGUCUACAUCUAUGGCCUCUUUCUGGAUGGAGCGGGAUGGGACAGACGUGGCGCCAAACUCGUUGAGGCUCCGCCCAAAGUCCUCUUCACCCCCCUCCCUGUGGUCCACGUCUUCGCCGUCAGCUCAGCCAACAUGGCCGACAGUAAGCGUCCCCCUGGCGGCGGGGGGGCGGUCAGCCUGUACUCGUGUCCCGUCUACAAGAAGCCUCGACGCACCGACCUGAACUUCAUCUUCUCCCUGCAGCUGAGGAGCGUGCAGCCGCCCGAGCACUGGACGCUGCGAGGCGCCGCGCUGCUCUGCGACUGCAAGUGAUCCAAACGUUGUUGUUCCACAGACACGGACAGACACUGACCGUGGGGCUCUGCUGCGUCUCACUCAGACCUCCCCACAGUUUCAGUUUGAGCUUUUUUAUUCUGAUGUUCUGAUAGUUUCCAUUUUUCUUCAGCACCAAACAUGUUUGUAGGUUUUUAGUCUGUUAAAUUUAUGAAAAUCAAAAUGUUUCCACCUCUUCUCUCCGCAAGUCUCUAAUAAUAAUAAUAAUAAUAAUAAUAAUAAUAAUAAUAAUAAUAAUAAUAAUAAUAAUAAUAAUAAUAAUAAUAGUAACAUUAAUGAUUUUGUAUGUGACCUCACACAGUAAAGCUGAUGUGAGGAUCAUCUCAGUUCUGGUGAUUGUACGAACUUAAUGCAUAAAAUAAUAAUUUGUUUUAAUUAAAAAACUUUCCAUCUGUCAUUUCCUGAGUGUUUCAAAAUAAAAGUCCUGUCUUUCAUGUUUUGAAUGUGAGGCUGUUCCUGUGAUGCCUUCAAAUCUGGUUCAGUCUGCAGUUUUUUACAGUUCAGAGCCAAAGUGACUCAAACAUUUACUUAAAAGAGGUUUUUGUUCGUCUGGGUUUUCCUGCUCAGCAGCGCUAAACAGGCAAAACGCACAAACAGAAAGAAACAGGAAAAUAUGUGUUUCUUUGAACAACGCAGCAGCAAAAUGAAAGACCAGGAUUUAUUUUUUAAUGAUUGACAAAAACAUUAAAUGAUCAUGUUUAUUUUCACAUAAAUGUUCCAUCGGUCCUUCUUUUAGAAGAAGUUUAGAAAUUAAAAAUACUAAUAACACAGCAGGAAAAAGCCGACAGCACGAGUCCUGAAAGGCUUAAAGAGAAAAUAAACGCACAAAGAAUGAAACAAAAAGGCACAAAACCUCAAAACAAGAGUGAAUUAAAUCUGAGCGACCCACAAAGAUGCUAAAAGCCCCAAACAUGAACCUGUGAGGUCAUUAAUGCCUGUGUAUGUGUGGGUGUACAUGUUUACAUGUCUUUGUGGGGACCAACAUGCCCGUCCCCACAAGUUUGAAGACAUUUUUGGGACUCAGGAUGUGGUUUUAGUGUCAGGGACAGUCGGGUCAGGGUUAGGCAUUCAGUCUUAAUGGUUAGAGUAAAAGGCUGAGGAGAGCAUGAUGUCAAAUAGAUGUCCCCACAAGAAUAUGAAAACACAACCGUGUGUGUGUGUUACUGUGAAUUUGUGAGACAAGUGAAGAUUUCAGAAUCAGUGAAUCACCAAUCACUUCCUGUUGGUGAAGAAGAGCAGACUCCUCUUCAGCCACAGAAAUGAAGAAGCUUUUAUUUUGACGAGCUCAGCCACGAGCAGAGGCGACCCUGCAGAGGUGAAGGUCACAGUCAGAAUCAGCGCCAGAGAACCGCACGAGGACGGCCUCACUGGUCACGGCUGAGUUCAUUAUGUGAUGGUAACAAGCUGAUUAUUACAGAACAGGAAACACACGUCUGCUCAUCAAACACCAGCUGCUGCUGCUUUCAUCAGUCUGCCAACAAAACCUCACAAGAAAGAAGUUUGUGUGAGUUUGCAGCGUUCCUCUAAACUGAAAACUAAAACAGACUGAAAAUGGGAGCAUGCAGCUGCACUCGAGAGUCAGGCAGCUUCAAUGUGUUUGUCUUCAUCUGU
Messenger RNA from Maylandia zebra (zebra mbuna), 13499 nucleotides. The record is from RefSeq and is a predicted model, not a curated record. NCBI's taxonomy places the organism in Eukaryota, Metazoa, Chordata, Actinopteri, Cichliformes, Cichlidae.